GAUCUCUAAGCAUUCCCGUCCAACUUAUAAUCUCUUUACCUACUUCACGUUUUUCUUUCUUGAUCUCUUCACACUUGACCCCGUCUAUACCGGCAAACCCCUCAAAUGCCUUUGUCUUUUCCCCCCUUCGAGUUUUCCUUCCUAAACCUAGGCACCUAAACCUCUUCCCGAACCCUAAACGGUAAAACACAUCUCCGUCCCAACGAUCUCUUCUAACAUGCUUUCCACUACUUCACGGCAACAAACGAAAUACUUCCGUAUUAGGCAAUCGAAGUUGCCAUGCCAUCGAUUGAUUUCUUGGAGUCUCCCUUGACCUCUGAAAACCUUUCUCCCCCAAUUUAGUUAGGCUCGCUGCUUUGGAUUUGGUUUCUAGGGUUCCAAUCCAGGGACGAGCCCGGUCGAGAAGGAGGUAUGGAUUGGCGAAGCGUGACCGCGGAGGAUCUGUUCAACGCCCUGCGUGAAGUUGAGUGGUCCUCGCCGUCGCGCUCCAUCUUGGAGUUCUUCUCCCGAUUCACCGUCCUCAGAUCCUACUCUAAAUGGAGCAAUCGACUUAAGUGUAAUCUUUACUACUACAGAACGAAUUACUUCAUCUUGAUCUUUUUUGUUCUUGCUGUGGGAUUUCUUCUGAAGCCUCUUGAUGUUGUUGCAGCCUUUCUCACAGGUUUAAGCAACGCAUUUUUAAACGAUAGAUUCUCAAGUAUGUUUAUUAUACAAGAAUCCAAUGUUUUUUACACAGGCGAAAAAAGAGUACAUUGUCUGUCUCAAAUCUUUGGUUACCAAUCAAAAAAAUGCAAGCACCUAUCAAAAAAAUACUUGCAAUGCCGAAUGGAAAGAGACUUGAUGGCGAAACAAGACCUAUUAGAGCUUGGUUUCCACAAUGCUACAACAAAUUUAUCCGAGAAGCCCUUGAUCCCUCAUUUGAGAUAAUAAUUGUUGAUCAAAUUGUAUCCGCUAUUGCUUGAAUCAGUUGAUUAAGGUUGCAAGUUAAGCCUGUACUUUCAAUAAGACUAGAAAUUUUAUCCUUUAAUCAAGUAGUAGCUUCUUGAUGGAGUUUAUUUA
Messenger RNA from Zingiber officinale, 1059 nucleotides. Its product is annotated as PRA1 family protein A1-like. Lineage: Eukaryota; Viridiplantae; Streptophyta; Magnoliopsida; Zingiberales; Zingiberaceae. The transcript has 5 exons. The coding region runs from base 412 to 927 and encodes 171 amino acids. The record is from RefSeq and is a predicted model, not a curated record. Gene Ontology annotation, cellular component: membrane.